CAGGCACCAAAUGAAUCCGUCGAGGAAAAACCUAGAGUUAGUAGCACUGGCGUUUUUGUUACUCGUAUUUCUCACCGGCGCUGGCCAUACACUACACAGGGAAUAAUGAUAUUUAAGAGUCUAUUUUAGGGGUUAUAUUAACUGCAAGGACGAAUCCUCCCGCAGCUGUCAGCUCUUCCCCUGCAGGACUAGCCCCAUCCUUUGAACCCUUUGAAUCCAUCAAAAUAUUGUCUAAAAUCUGACUGCCUCUCACGGCACCCGAUACACCGAAGAAUUAGGCAAGAGGCGAGGCUGAAAGAGGACGAGGCUGAAAGUCAAAUUGUCAUACUAAUAUAGCAAAUCUGCCGAACAACCAAAAUACGGUCUUUUAUCUCCCCUCACGUUAUCCACCUCUUAAAGAUUGUCUCGGCCUUACAGUACUGCUACACGGACAUUGACAAACUAAUACCAUCCCAGCGUCUAUGAUAACCUGCUUCACAUCAUCAUGCGAAAGGGAACCGUUAGCUGCCUGGAGUGUCGGCAGCGCAAAGUGCGCUGUAAUAUGACAGCGAAUGCAGAAGCAUGUGGGAGAUGUGUCAUGAGGGGCUUGCCAUGCACCGACCAAGGGUCCGGUCUCUCAAAGGCGGAAAUGGUAAGGGGGACAGAGAAGCUACGGGUGAAACAAGUAGAGCUUCGAGACUUAAUCUCCGAAGUGUUGCAAAGGUUGCAUCCCAAUGGAGGCCAAACUCAGGGGACGAAAGCCGAAAUUGCCGCCGUCGAUGCUCUGAAGAAGUUGCAGGCGGAAAUACCCCAAUCUUGUCAGAUUCCCAAUUCUAGCACGCCUCCAGAUGGAGAUAGCGUCUGGGAACCCCUCGGCGGGUUUGAUAAUGUUCCGCUACUAGGCCUCUUCAAGAAUGAUGCGCUAGGAGAGGAGCACUGUGAAGGGGGUUUUACCACUGAGUCUCUCUUCGACAGCGAAGAGCAGCGAGCUGUUGAAAAGUGGAAUUCGUUAGCAGAGCUGAAAGCAGCUGUUCCAAACAGCCGUGACCUGAGCUUUCUGUUUGAAUCUGGCCAGGCUGUCUGGCGAAUAUGGCAAAGGUCAUUUUCAGGAAUAAGAGAGGUAGACACUGGUCUUGAUGGAGGUUGCCACAUACCCAGCCUUCAGUCGCACAUAUCUAGCGUUGCGAAAUCCAACGACCCCGUCGCCAUUGCAAAGGUUCUGUUGUGCUCAGCAUUGAGCGCUCAGCAAAUUGACCAAGGAUCUGAUAUCACGGAAUCACUCCUCUCAAUUUCUCCGAAGGAGCUUCAAAGGCGAACUUUAAACCCAGUGGAGAAAUUUUUAAGGGAAGACGAACAGAGCGCAUGUUCUUUGGAGGGCCUAGAGUGCAUUUUGACACAGACUAGGAUCUACAUCAAUGAAGGGAUGCCGCACAAAGCUUGGCUUGCUUUCCGGCGCGCCAUCAGCUAUGCACAGCUCCUUGGGUUGCAUCGUCAGCAGAUGGGCUUCGAAGAUGGCAAAUCUCGCCAAAAAUUGUCGCUUUGGAUGCGGAUGUGGCAAGGGGAGAGAUAUUUAUCUCUUGUACUCGGGCUUCCAUCCUCGGCAGUAGAAAAUUUAGGUGACCUUCACGAACUGCAAAAAGAGGGCUCGAAGGUCCCGAGUGGGGAGUAUCUACUUCUUAAGCUAGGCGCUGUGUCAGGGAGAAUGAUUAACCGCGACCAACACCCAACCAAGUCUGACUACGCUACAACUAUACAGAUCGAUCAAGAUUUAGAAGAGUGUAAGAAUAGUAUGCCAGAAUCCUGGUGGGAAAUGUCGAUAGGACCCGAUCUACCCCUCGCAUCAGCGGCAGAUAUGUUAGCUGCGAAGUUUGCCUAUCAAUUCCUACGAAUACUACUUCACCUCCCAUUUAUGCUUCAAUCAAAAACCAAUCAGAGGUAUGAAUUUAGCAGGAUAGCAGCGUUAGAUGCAUCACGGGAGAUGAUCAAAUACUAUCAGAUCAUGCGAGACGUCGAUCGUCCUUUAUUUAACAUAUGCUGCCUAGCUGAUUUCCAAGCUUUCACUGCGGCAAUGGUGCUGACUCUCAGUCUAUUAGACCAAGCUGCGCCGUCAAAUGUUAGCCUAGCAUCACAUCAAACCAACGGAGACUGGAAGAUUAUUGUCGGCAUCACGCAAGUCCUCAAGCGGGUUUCGAAAAGUAGCACUUCUAGUGUAGCAACGCAGGCUACUAAGGUUUUAGAGGAUCUAUACCAUAUCCGGUUCAACGAGUCCGACCACGGCAAUGAAGCAUAUCAUGCAGUUAUACCGUAUUUUGGAAAGCUUACAAUCAAUAUGAGAAAUGCUUUCCAAGCUCCGGUGCUAGAGCAAAUGCAAGUCGAGGACCAAGGUAUAUUAACAGACAUGUCUAACGCUGCGACAAACUCCAACUAUCAUCCUGAUAACCAGAAUAUUUAUUUCGAGAGCUAUUUGCCUCUUUCCGAAUUUGAACCGCCUUGGCAGAAUAUGCAGAACGAGUGGUUGGGCUCAACAACAGAUUUCAGUUUGUGCGAUGAUUGGGGCACAUUCCUUUGCAACGACGAAUUUAACUUCACAGAAUGAAAGCCGACCAAGACAUUUCUACGGAUGAUAGUCAGGCUCUGGCACGGCUCGCCCGCUGCCAGGCCCAUCUAUCUACAUGUCUAUCCUAAAAGUCCGAAGGAGGACGGACUAUGUGCAGUAGAGAAAUUCACACUAGCAUUUAUGUUAAUAGAAAUUAUUAUGUUUG
This is a messenger RNA of Pseudogymnoascus verrucosus, 2741 nucleotides long. RefSeq lists its product as uncharacterized. Gene Ontology annotation, biological process: regulation of DNA-templated transcription. Bases 485 to 2575 code for a protein of 696 amino acids. Lineage: Eukaryota; Fungi; Ascomycota; Leotiomycetes; Thelebolales; Thelebolaceae. Gene Ontology annotation, molecular function: zinc ion binding; DNA-binding transcription factor activity, RNA polymerase II-specific. The transcript has a single exon. The record is from RefSeq and is a predicted model, not a curated record.